Molecule: messenger RNA, 10017 nt
Organism: Chara braunii
Lineage: Eukaryota; Viridiplantae; Streptophyta; Charophyceae; Charales; Characeae
Source: the annotation of a GenBank genome assembly
UCCGGAAAACUCGUCAGAACGCUCCCACAGCAUUAUCUCUCGACGAAAGCCGGAGGAGUUCGUUGAUGGUGUUGCGUACGUGAAACUGGUCACUUGAUGACGCCAUUUAUGUAGUAAGAGGACACAUUCUCUCUCNGUGUGUGUGUGUGUGUGUGUGUGUGUGUGUGUGUGUGUGUGUGUGUGUGUGUGUGUGUGUGUGUGUGUGUGUGUGUGUGUGUGUGAAUGAGGGGGGUGUAGGCUCGCUGUGUCUCACUUAGGCUGGCACUCUGUUUAUGGUUAGUGAACAUUUUUUUCUCUCACACCAAGGUUAGGAGGUUAUUUUUCUCUUUUUUUUGAAUUUUGUUUUUCUGAGUCUUUUUUAUUAUUGUCCAGCGGAGAAUUCUGUGAUUUCAACAGAUCGACAAUUUUUAGCGGCGGCGUUGCCGAUCUUGUUGAUAUCUUCUGGAAGAGGGACGUGGCCGACGCAAACUCUUGUCAUCAUAUAUUUAUAGUUCAGAAUGGCGGAGCAGGUUGCAAUUGGGUCCCCAGUGUGGGUGGAGGAUGCAGAAGACAUGUGGAUUGAGGCCGUUGUCAUGAAAAUCGAGGCCAAGAAAAUUACGAGCAAGAACAUCAAGGGGACCAUCGUCGAGUCUUCCCCCGAAAUGGUGCAUCCUCGAGACGAAGACACGAAGCCGUUGGGAGUGGAAGACAUGACCCGGUUGUCCUACCUCCAUGAGCCCGGGGUGUUAGAUAAUCUUCUCCGUCGAUACAUGGAAAAAGAGAUCUACACCUACACUGGGAACAUUUGUAUCGCAAUCAACCCGUUUCAGGCUGUGCCGCACUUGGUCGGCACUCAGCUGAUGGAGAUUUUCAAGAACUCUCAGCCGGGCGAGGUCACACAGCCUCAUGUCUAUGCAGUGGCUGACAGGGCCUACAAAGCGAUGCUGGACGAGGGGCAAAGCCAGUCGAUUUUGGUGAGCGGGGAAAGUGGAGCCGGAAAAACGGAGGCGACGAAGCUGAUCAUGAACUACCUGGCCUUUAUGGGCGGACGCUCUGGUGGUGCUGCUUCCAGCGGCGGAGUGAGAACUGUGGAGCAGAAGGUGUUGGAGUCGAACCCACUGCUUGAAGCUUUCGGAAAUGCGAAGACAGUGCGUAACAAUAACUCGAGUCGCUUCGGCAAGUUUGUCGAAAUUCAGUUUAACGGGACGAAGAUCUCGGGAGCGGCUGUGAGGACGUACCUGCUGGAGAGAUCGAGAGUGACCCAGGUUUCCACUCCGGAGAGGAGUUACCACUGUUUCUAUCAGCUCUGCGCAGGGGCAUCGGAAGAGGAUAGGGCAAAAAUGAAGAUAGGAAAGGCAUCAGACUACCAUUACCUGAACCAGAGCGAGUGUUUUGAAGUGCCGCGUAUCGACGACAAGGAAGAGUACAGCAUCACACGAAACGCCAUGGACGUCGUUGGGAUAAGUGAGGAGGAGCAGGACGGCAUUUUCCGAAUCGUGGCAGCCAUUCUUCAUCUGGGUAACAUCGAGUUCGCGCCUGGGAAGGAUGCGGACUCGUCGAAGAUUGCGGACGAGAAAUCUCGAUAUCACCUUGAAGCCUGUGCAGAACUGCUGGCGUGUGAUCCCAAUCUUCUGGAGUACUCGUUGAUCCAAAGGGUCAUGAUGACUGGCACAGAAAAAAUCAAGAAACUUCUGAACAAAACUGCAGCAUUGGGUAGCAGGGAUGCUCUUGCAAAGACACUGUACGCCAAGAUGUUUGACUGGUUGGUGCAAAAAGUGAACGUGUCUAUAGGGCAGGAUGCGACCUCUACGACGCUGGUCGGCGUCUUGGACAUCUACGGCUUUGAGAGCUUCAAGGUGAACAGUUUCGAGCAGCUCUGCAUCAACCUGACGAACGAGAAACUUCAGCAGCACUUCAACAAUCACGUGUUCAAGAUGGAGCAGCAGGAAUACAUAAGGGAAGAGAUCAACUGGAGCAACAUCGAUUUUGUGGACAACAUUGACGUGCUGGAUCUGAUCGAGAAGAAACCGGUGGGGAUCAUCGCGCUGCUUGACGAAGCAUGCAUGUUGCCGAAAUCGACGCCGGAGUCUUUUGCGGCGAAGUUGUACGGCUCGUUUGACAAGCACAAGCGCUUCGGAAAGCAUAAAUUCAAGAAGACGCUGUUCAGGAUCGACCAUUUUGCAGGCGAGGUGGAGUACUCCACGGAGACGUUCAUCGAAAAGAACAAGGACUUUGUCAUCACUGAGCAUCAGGAGCUGCUGAUGAACUCCAAAGAUCCAUUUAUCAGGGAUGUGUAUCCCCCUCCUCCGGAGGAGCCAAAGCAGGGGGGCGGAAAGGGCGGCUCGAAGUCGUCUUUCUCUUCGAUUGGGACCCGCUUCAAGCAACAACUCCAAUCGUUGAUGGAAACGUUGAACGCGACAGAGCCGCAUUACGUGCGUUGCGUAAAGCCGAACCAGUUGCUGAAGCCUCUGAACUUCGACAAGAGGAUUGUUCUUCAGCAAUUGCGGUGCAGCGGCGUCAUGGAGGCUGUGAGAAUCAGCUGUGCGGGCUUCCCAACGCGGCGUACGUUCUUCGAGUUCCAAGACCGUUUCAAGGUUCUCUAUCCGGACGUGGUGGCCCAGUGCGGAGAGGACUACAGGCUGGCAUGCGUGAAGGUUCUGGAGCGAACAGGCCUCGAAGAUUAUCAGAUUGGCAAGACGAAAGUGUUCCUUCGGGCUGGCCAGAUGGCCACCCUUGAUGCAAGACGACAGACCAUUCUGAAUGCGGCAGCCAAAAGAAUUGGCCGCAGGGUGCGGACGUUCCUUGCCAGGGAAGAGUACUUGCGGUGGCGCGCCGGGGCCACUGUUAUGCAGACUCGCUGGAGAGGUGUCAUGGCUUUCAACUUGUUCACGUGGCUCAGACAAAUGGCGGCUGCCACAGAGAUGCAACGAUAUGUGCGCGGGAUGCAAGCCUUCGGGCGGUACCGUGAGAUGAAGGCAGCGUCCAUCCGAGUGCAGGCCGCAGUUCGAUCGCUGUGUGCUAAGAACGAGCUGCACAGGCUGCAGGAGCACCGGGCGGCCUCGAUCAUGCAGGCUAACUGGCGUGCCUGCUUCGCAUCCAAGUGCUAUAAGGAGGUCCUGUCGUCGUCUGUUGUUUUCCAAUCUGCAUGGCGGUCCAAGAACGCCAGGGCUGAUCUUCGUGACCUCAAGGAGCUGGCUUCCGAGAUAGCAGUGCUAACGGACGUGAAGCAAAAACUUGAAGGAGACCUUUCGGGUCUGCAGCAGGAGCUGACAAAAGAGGUCGGGACACGGACGGAUCUGGAAGCGCAGCGUGCUGCCGAGGUCACCAGUCUGGAGUCCACAACCGAGGAAGUGUGCAAAGACGUGUCAGCAACCAAGGCAGAGAUUGGCAAAGGCAGGGAGAAACAUGCGGAGGACCUGAGAGAAAUCAAGCAGCGUUCAGAGGAGGACUUGGAGGUUGGUCUCAGUGCUGAGCUCCCGCCUCAGGCGAAGAAGACAAUCGAAGGUCUGAAGCAGACCAACGAACAGUUCAAGAAAGCAAGCGAAGCCGCCACUGCAAGGAUCGCUGCGGCGAUGGCCAAGGUCACGGCUGCGGAGACUGCCACGAACGAGUGCCUGAACGAGAUGACGGAAGUGAACGCUGCUGCUGCAGCUCUGCGGGCUCAGAAGGCGAAGGAGGAUGCCGAAGCAAUAGCAGAAAUGAAGGCGGAGAUUGCGAAAUUGGAAGUGGAUUCAAAGCGCCUGCGCUCAGAGAACACGUCAUUGGCGAGAGUGGCGCGGAGGCUUGACCAUUUGGAGACGCAGGUGGAAAAGUUCAGGGACGAGGAGUACGAGGCGUCCAAUGUGGACACGACUGAGAUUGACGAGCUCAGGAGGACCGUGGCGGAUGUGGUGGAGAUCGACCCCAAGGAGAUAGAGUCGCUGAGGAAGAAGGCGGACAGCGUGGCCGCGCUCGAGGGAGAAGAAGAGAAGCUGCAGGAUGACAUAAGGAAGGCUCCAAAGAUAGACCCCGAGGAGGUGGAAAGACUCAAGCAGCAAGUGCAGAAAUGGGAAGAAGAGGCAGCUGCUGCAGCGGCAGCAGUGGAUGCAGCCAAGAGAGCAGCUGAAGCAAAGACUGCAGAGUUGGAGUCGUUGAGGGCAGAGGUUACGAGAAUGAACGGCAUCCAGGCUGAUUUGGUGAAGAUGAAGUCCACGCUUGUUUCGAUCUCGGUGCGGCAGUGUUUGGAUGCCGCCGAGAUGGAGGCGAUCAAGGAGGAAGCCAAGAGAUCAGUGGUUAUUCCUCCGCCGCCGGAGCCACCCGUGGUUCCUCUGGCGGAAAUCUUGGCCUUGAAGACAGAUGCUCAGAAGGUCCCGGCCUUGGAGAUUGAGCUGCAGAGCUUAAAGGCACAAUCCCAGAAGGUGCUGACGCUAGAGGCAGAGAACUCGACCCUGCGCGAGCAGGCGGCAAGAGCUGCAGAACCACCACCUCCUCCUCAACCGAGUGCAGCAGCUCCGUCACCUUAUGGUGCCGCGCCGCAGGGCAGUCCUGUUGCAGUCAUGGCAGCUUCUGGGCACCAGCAGCAUAUGACGCCGCCAGGAAGUCCUCCCAUGGAUGCAAUGAGAGUGUCGGCAGAGGGACCCCUGAGCGCACAGGGAACGGCCACUGUUUCUCAAAUGAGGGCUGGUGCUGUGGGGAUGCACCCUCAGUCCUCUAUGGCCAGUAACCCCAUGACGCCAAUGAUGGCCAAUCCGAUGAUGGCAAACGCAAUGGCCAAUCCGAUGAUGGCCAACCCAAUGGCCAACCCGAUGGCCAAUCCGAUGAUGGCCAAUCAGAUGAUGGCCAAUCCGAUGAUGGCCAAUCCGAUGAUGGCCAAUCCGAUGAUGGCCAAUCCGAUGAUGGCCAAUCCAAUGAUGGCCAAUCCGAUGAUGGCAAUGCAGACGAACCCCAUGGCACAGCUAAUGGCUAUGCAGAUGGGAAUGUUGAAUCCGAUGGCGGCUAUGAUGGGCUUUAACCCCUUUAUGAACCCCAUGAUGGAACAGAUGGGCAUGAGCAUGGGGCCUAUGGGCCACAUGGGCAUGAUGAAUCCGAUGGCGGCAAUGAUGAUGUCUCAGAUGGGAGGUGGCAUGGACAUCCCUGGCAUGGGCCCUGCUGCUCAAUCUAUGGCAGGCAGUACAGCGGACAAAUCCAACAGUAACAUCAAGAAGAAGAACGCCGCCACCAGCACUGGCAAGAAAUCCUCCUCCAAGAAACGGGUGGCAGCCGCCGACGGGUCAACUGGGACCACCAAGAGUGGUAGGAAUGCUGCUGCAGCAAGCACGAAUGGCCUUGGGAUGGGGGGUAUGGGCUUUGGCGGCAUGGCCAAUUUUUUCAACCCCAUGGCACGGAUGCAAGAGAUGUUCAAGAUGAUGCAGGCACAGAGUUCAAACGCUUCUGGAUCACAAAAUCGGGACAAAGACGAGGAAGGGAACGCGGAACAGCAGCAGCAGCAGCAGCAGGAGGAGGAGGAGGAGGAGGACGAGGAGGAGGAGCAGUUAUCUCUGCCGAAUGCAAUGGGAGCCGACAAGCUGCGGAUGUCAAGGGAAAGUCGGCUUCACUCCAAAGGAAGAACUUCAAGAGGGAAAUCGGGAAAUGCUGCGUUGUACCGAGAGAGUGUGGCUGAUUUGCGCUCGCUUCGAAGGGAGAAGGGCAGGGAAGGUAUGAUGGGGGAGGGAAGGCUAGUGAGGGGGAAGAAGAUGACGGAUGCUACCAGAGUUGCUGCGCGUGCCCAAAGGCACAGCAUCGCAGAUCUAUCAUUUGCGCAUGCCACGAAGGGCACGCCCGUCCAUGCUUCGGAGAGGGGCAGUGCAACUAGUCGGGAAGCAUUACCCCAGGGGAAUGGGGGAGAGAGCACCGUUGAAGAUGACUACAAAGAAGCAGCAGCUGCAGAGAAUGCUGAACCCAACGGUGAUGCAUCCGCUCCGUUGGUCCCAGAUACAUCAGCAGCUGUGGAAGCACCAGAACCAGUUACGCCUCUCAUUCGUUCGAGGACCGAUGUGCGUAUGUCUCAAGAUCAGAAGAAGAGGAGGGCGAUGAUGGAACAGAUCCAGCGGGACCAAGGUCUUCUCGUGCAGUCCAUCAUGCAGGACGUGGGCUUUGAGCACGGCAUACCUGUUGCGGCUGCGGUGGUCUUCAGGUGUCUUCUGCACUGGCAUUCGUUUGAGUCAGAGCACACCCGAGUGUUCAGCCGCAUCAUUAACGUUGUGGUCUCCGGGAUUCAGACGACUAUGGACAGUAAUGAUGGACUCGGGUAUUGGCUCUCCAAUACGUCCGUCUUGCUUGUUCUCAUGCAGCAGACAUUGAGGUUCUCCAGUGGACGAAGGAGCCUGUCGCGCAAGUCCAUGAUCUAUGGCAGUGGCAAGGGCCAUCUUGGAAUGGAGAUGGCAAAGAAUAUCGAGGGUCAGCGGCCUGCGAUGGUCUUCAAGCAGCAGGUGAAUGCGUGCCUGGAGAGGGCAUUCGGAAUCAUCCGUGACAACGUCACGAAGGACAUAUUUGGACAUCUCAGCGCCUGCAUCAAGGCACCAAAGAAAUCGCCAGAUAAUAGCCCACUCAGGCUCUCUCGCAAUAGUCUUGUCACUGAGGACGAUGGAAGCAGUGGCGGUUGGGGAAGCAUCAUCCCGAUCCUCGACCAGUUUAUGAACUCCAUGAAGGCGAACUUUGUGCUCCCUGUCCUUGUGAGGAAACUGUUCAUCCAAAUUUUCGGGUUUAUGGACAUCAAUCUUUUCAAUAGCAUAAUUAUGAGGAGGGAGUGCUGCUCCUACAGCAACGGUGAGUUCAUCAUGGAGGGGCUGAUGGAGAUCAAGCUCUGGCUGGACGACAGAGAACAGUACGCUGGCGGCGCCUGGGAGGAGCUUGCCCACAUCAGGCAGGCGGCCGACUUCCUGGUCUACAAGCAGAAGUCUUCGGCAAGUGCAGAUGAACUGAUCGCCAACCUGUGCUCAAGUCUCACCAUCCACCAGAUUCACCGUCUUGCAUCGCUCUACGUUGAUAACACAAACAUGCGUCCUGGAUUGUCGCCAGAGGUGCUUCAAACGCUAGCCGACAAGAGCCAUAGUUCGUUUGCCGACUCCUGCAUGCUUGCUGACGAUGAAAGAAUACCGUUUUCUGUGGAUGAGAUCAUCGAUGAUGCAGCCUUAUCGACGAGGGAAGUGAUGGAAGUGCAGGCUCCCACCAUGCUGAGAGAGAAUCCGUCCUUCCGCUUUCUUGUCGAUGUCACCGAUUGAUAACAAUACCUGCCUCAUGCGGCCGCUUCAGCUUUGGUGUGAAAGAGUAUGAACGCCUUUGCGCUGUUUCCUCUCUCACACUCUAUCGCUAUCCAUGCAUUUCCUUUGAGCAUAUGCCUGAAAAGGGACGAGUCAAGGGAGAAGGCAUAUAGAGCAGGGAGAAACCCGACCUGCGAUCGGUGGCAAGCUGUGCAGAAUUGUGUUUCGGACAGCUGCCAGGCCGACUGGUGUCAGCAUGCAAACAGGCACUGGCCACUACGGGAAAGCAACGGACGGAUUUCAUCUGGAAGUUCCACUACCUUAGGAUAUACCCAACUCUACCCUGCCCGAGGGUAUAACCUACUCUCUCUCUCUCUCUCUCUCUCUCUCUCUCUCUCUUGCACCAUAAAUGUGGUCCUGUGCACGUCCAAAUGCAUGCUAGGUUCUUUUCUCUGGCAGCGCCCUCGGGGUGCACCGAAGUUUGAGCUCUGUGGAAGAAAUAUGGUAGCGUGCAUGGCCCAUGGAUCGUAAUGUGGGUUACUUGCCGCAGACAGGCAACAAUACGGUGGGUGCACUAGUGUUGGAUGCAUUACGUGAUAUGCAACCAUACAAAUAUGGUGCCAACUAGCUGCUCGUUUACGUACAUCAUUCAUUGCAUUCAAUGUUGUUGUACUCACAUGCACAAGUACGCCACCUCUGUUACGUCCUUCAUCAUUAUCCGUUGCCUGCCGUACUAUGUCAUGUACAGCAGGGACGGGCGAGUGUUAUGUAGAAUAUCCGUCCAUAUUGCACUUCCACUGGCAAGAACGCAUGUGCUACCCGCCAUUCCACUCUGCAUACUGGCAUAUCUAAUGGAUGGUGCCUAGCCGUCUUUGUGCUCAGAUGGUUCGAGAUCAUCGUCGCUUAUCGGUCGAAUCGAGUCAAUCUCACGUGAGUGAACCGUGACAAUGUCGACAUUCUUUCGUUAUAUUCUUUCACAGAAGCACAAAGCGUGGAGUGUUCCGAGAAGUCACAGAGGUGGUUGCCUCCUUUUUGUGCGUGCAACGGCUCCGCACAAACGGGCACCAACUAGCCUUCUUGUUUACGUACAUCAUUCAUUGCGUUUAAUGCCGUCGUGCGCGCAUCCAUACGCAAGACACCGGCGUCGUUAUCCGUAGCCUCUGUACUUAACGUCAUGUACAGCAGUUACCGACCUGACGGUUGACUGUUAUGUACAAUAUCCAUCCCAUGUUACACUUACACACACGGGCAAGACGCAUGCGCAUGCACGUGCGCAUGCGCUACCCACUGAUAUUCCACUGCGUACUGGCAAUCGUUUGCUCAUUUGUUUAAGCCUCUAGCCGUCGCGUUGCCAAAUUCUCCCAUUAGCCAUCAUCACGCACAAGGAGGCUGACGUGGGCAUGGUGCAGCUUGUGGAAUGAACCAAGUAUUGACAUAUGAGACGUGUAGGAUGCGGUGGAGAACAGCUACGUGCAGGUUGCUGGGUGAUCAGGAAGGGAGGAUGGGAGACUCGAGGGAGAACUGAAGAGCUAUUGACAGAGAUGAAUAUUGAUGCUAGCUAGGGUUAUAUACAUGUCAGGCGACUGUUUUGUGCUCUAUCUAGUCAGAGCUCGACAUUGACGAGGAUUGCAUGCCAUCAACGAAUAGGAUUACAUCUUCUGCAUGGCAUUCCGUAGAGGCGUAAAAGAAAGUGUGCUUGCUUGGUUCUUGAACUUCUCAUUAUUAUUAUUAUUAUUUAUAAAGAAGAAGCGAUGGAUGGAGGUAGCAUACAGCAGCAGCAGCAGCAGCAGAGGGAUGUAUCUCCAUUCUGUAUCAGGUUUGUAAUGUGAUUUGCACCAAUUCGAAGAAGAAGAAGAAGAUGCCUGCCCAGCUGCUGUGAUUUGAAUGUCAGUCUUGAAGUGAUUCAGGGUAUACAUACGGGGGUGCUUUGUCAAAGACUAAGGGAUUUGUCUUCAAUCCAGUCAGGUCAGGUGUUUCGGGGCUUGGAACGAUCGUUAUCAACGUGAAGGAGGAGGAGGAGCAUGAUGAUUGCCUCGAACUGAAGAAGAAGCUGUCCGCGCAGCAGUUGUGAUUUGAAUGCAAGUCUUGGAAUGAGUGAGUCGGUGUACUUGCGGGGGAAUUUUCUUUUUCGUGAAGUCAAGGGAUUUGUCUUCGUUCCAGUCAGGUCAGAUGGUUCGGGGUUUGUAACGAUUGCCAACCAGCUUGAAGAAGAAGAAGAAGAAGAAGAAGAAGAAGGUGCCCGUUCAGCAGCUGCUGUGCGUCGAAUGUCGGUCUCUAAGUGAUUCAGGAUUCCACACUGGGACUUUGUUGACCUACUGAAUGUGGCCGUAAUCGAAGUCAGAUACGUGCAUUCCCAGCAGUUGCAAUUUGAGAAUGCUCUUAGCUCCUCUUCUUUCGUUUUUCCCGCUUUGGUUCAUUUACACGAAGGCUGCUCUGUUGGAACGAGACAGGGUACACACACCACUGCAAUCGAGGGUAGAACUGCGUGUGCUUUACUGUGGCGGCUACUGAAUGUGGCUGUAAUCGAAGGCAGAUGCGUUCAUUCCCAGCAGUCACAAUUGAUGUCAGAUACGUUCAUUCCCAGCAGUCACAAUUGAAGUCAGAUACGUUCACUCCCAACAGUCCCCAUUGACGUCAGAUACGUUCAUUCCCGGCGCCAAGGGUACACACUGCGUUCGCUUUACAGUGGCGCCUUCUACAGGACAGUUCAUGCUCUGGGAAGAGUAGAGCAAGUGUGGGCAAUCGCCGGACAAGUGCUCCUGAGGCAGUGUGUUCGUUCCUGCCUGAUUCAGAACCUAAAUUUAGCGCUGGCCGAUCCAUC